AUGCCAGAUAUCAACCAUUUGGUUCUGGUCGAUCUACUCCGUAUUGAGCAACAAGCCGCCCCCCGGCCUGACAGACAAGAGCUGUCUGCUAGGGUGGCCAUGUUGAUCAACGGAAAACGCGAUUUGAUCAAGAAUCAAUACCCUAUUGGUAUUCAAGACUAUCUAUCUUUGUUGAAUCAAAGAUUCCAUCCACACAUUGCUCGACAUGACGAAGAGACUUCUACUCUGGAAUAUGCACUCUAUACGGAGUACUGUUUUUUGAUGAUCACUACAUCUCCAAGCAAUCAGAAACCAAAUGAUGUUCUCUAUAGAUAUCAUAAAAUCACUACCCCUGUCAACCCUCGUAAAGAGCAACUAUCGUUGGCUGCCAGCAAACCGCAGCUUUGA
This is a messenger RNA of Rasamsonia emersonii CBS 393.64, 387 nucleotides long. RefSeq lists its product as uncharacterized. The transcript is spliced from 4 exons. The record is from RefSeq and is a predicted model, not a curated record. NCBI's taxonomy places the organism in Eukaryota, Fungi, Ascomycota, Eurotiomycetes, Eurotiales, Trichocomaceae. The coding region runs from base 1 to 387 and encodes 128 amino acids.